This is a messenger RNA of Caretta caretta (loggerhead turtle), 985 nucleotides long. NCBI's taxonomy places the organism in Eukaryota, Metazoa, Chordata, Testudines, Cheloniidae. The record is from RefSeq and is a predicted model, not a curated record.
CCCGCUGGGCUAUAAACUCCCCGGGGACCCAGCACCUGGCACAGUACCCCAGUGCUCUGGACCAGCUGCCUAGACCGACCGACAGACAGACAGACAGGGACUGUCUCAGGUUCUUGUGGCCCAUCUCCCUGGUGUGUUUUCCCCCCAGGGGAAGCGAGAAGAUGCGGCCAGUCGCCUACUUCAGCCUCUGUCUCCUCGGCUGCCUGAUCUUUAGCCCCUUGCUGGAAGCCUCUCCCCGCCAUUUCCUCUCUCCCCAUCCCGCCUCCUCUCUCGGAUCAGGAGCCGAGGCCAGGUCCUGUCCCAGUGGCUGGCUGUACUACCAUCACCAUUGCUAUGGGUUCUUCCCCGGAAAAACGACCUGGGCAGAGGCUGAGGUGGAGUGUCAGCAUCAACGCAAGGGGGCCCACCUCGCCUCCAUUCUCAAUGAGGCAGAAGGGAACGUGGUGGCCAGAUACAUCCAGAUGACACGCUCCAAGGAUUCUGUGUGGAUCGGACUCCACAACCCCCAGCAUAACAAUUGCUGGAAGUGGACAGAUGGGUCGCUGUAUCAUUACAGUGCUUGGAACCCUGGGGAACCAAACAAUGUGCGUAACGCUGAGUACUGUAUCGAGCUGCUGAACGACAGGGAUUUUAAGAAAUGGAACGAUAUUACCUGUAACAAGCAAAACACCUACAUUUGCAAGUAUGGACUCUAGCGAGGGGAGUCGCUCGCCUGCGCCUGAAGGGGGAGCUCAGCACCUGGGAUGCAAAAGACCUGGGCUCCUUGGGCAUGAUCAGGCAACGUCCCAGACAUUCGGAUGCUUCUUCGGAUGCUUUUGCUACUUCAAGGACCAGUCCCCUCCCUCCCUGAGAGACCAGAUCUCACUUCCCCAGCUGCAAACUCUCUUCCCCCAAGUGUCUCUGUUCGAGUUACACUCCUGCCCCUUCCCUCCCUUCCCCUCAAUGUCUGCAUCCCACUACAAUAAUAAACUCUCCUGAGCAUGCA